Molecule: messenger RNA, 438 nt
Organism: Frieseomelitta varia
Lineage: Eukaryota; Metazoa; Arthropoda; Insecta; Hymenoptera; Apidae
Gene: RpS21
Product: 40S ribosomal protein S21
Exons: 4
Coding region: 139-390 (83 amino acids)
Biological process (GO): endonucleolytic cleavage to generate mature 3'-end of SSU-rRNA from (SSU-rRNA, 5.8S rRNA, LSU-rRNA); translation; endonucleolytic cleavage in ITS1 to separate SSU-rRNA from 5.8S rRNA and LSU-rRNA from tricistronic rRNA transcript (SSU-rRNA, 5.8S rRNA, LSU-rRNA)
Cellular component (GO): cytosolic small ribosomal subunit; ribosome
Molecular function (GO): structural constituent of ribosome
Source: RefSeq, a predicted model, not a curated record
AUUUUUAGGAACAUAUAGAGACUUAUUAUCAAUGUUGGCAAACUUGAUUUUAGUUUCUGACUAUCUAAUGUUGUCGAAGAAACUCUUCUUCGUACGAAGCCAUUUUAUAGUGCACAUUUAGCAAUCAGAAAUAUAAAAAUGGAGAACGAUAACGGAGUAAUUGUUGACUUAUACAUCCCAAGAAAAUGCUCGUCGAGUAAUCGUAUUAUUCAUGCAAAGGAUCAUGCAUCUAUUCAAUUGAGUAUUGCUGAUGUUGAUCCUGAAACUGGACGCAUGACUGAUUCUCAAAAAAUGUAUGCAAUUUGUGGAGCUAUUCGUCGUAUGGGUGAAUCUGAUGACUGUUUAGUACGACUUGCAAAAAAUGAUGGUAUAUUACCAAAAAAUUUUUAAUCUAUGAUGAUUAUUUUAUUCUUUCAAUAAAAAUAUAAAAAAAGCUGA